Molecule: messenger RNA, 339 nt
Organism: Knipowitschia caucasica
Lineage: Eukaryota; Metazoa; Chordata; Actinopteri; Gobiiformes; Gobiidae
Source: the annotation of a GenBank genome assembly
AUGAUGGACCUGUACCUCCCCCUCUCCUCCCCCAUGAUGGACCUGUACCUCCCCCUCUCCUCCCCAAUGAUGGGCCUGUACCUCCCCCUCUCCUCCCCCAUGAUGGACCUGUACCUCCCCCUCUCCUCCCCCAUGAUGGACCUGUACCUCCCCCUCUCCUCCCCCAUGAUGGGUCUGUACCUCCCCCUCUCCUCCCCCAUGAUGGACCUGUACCUCCCCCUCUCCUCCCCCAUGAUGGACCUGAACCUCCCCCUCUCCUCCCCCCAUGAUGGACCUGUACCUCCCCCUCUCCUCCCCCAUGAUGGUACCUGUACCUCCCCCUCUCCUCUCCCCCCAUGA